UCCUUCCUCUUAAAUUCUGAGAAAUUUACAGAAAAAGGAAGGCAAGAAAUAUGGCAAUUCAUUGGCCAUCCAUGUCUUCUUCAUAGUUAAUGAAAAAAGUUUUCUUUAUUAUUAUUAUUAUUAUUUUUUUUUUUGGAGAAGAAAAUUGGAUUUAUUUGUUGGUCUAAGCGAAAGGAGUGUGAUUUUGAGGAAAAAAAGCUGAGAUUUUUAUAGCUGAACAUUUGCCUUGUGAUGGGAUUGUGAUUUCUGGGUUGGAAAGUAGCCAUGGGCAACUGCGUGCAGCUUGUUAGAAGAGCUGAAACCCCUCAUCACAGCUCUGAUCCUUCAAAAGCGUCAAGCAAAAAAGCCGUAUCUUCAGCUCAUUCUAGCCAGACAACAUAUUCUAACCCGUCAACACUGACGGUACCUUCAUAUACGUCAACAUUGACUGUGCCUUCGUAUAUUGAAAGUAGUUCUUAUACUGAAAGAAGUAAUACAGAGAACCCCCCUUCCAGAACAGAGGAGGAAAUUUUAGCAUCAUCCAGUCUAAAGGAUUUUCCAUUUAAUGAACUGAGAAUUGCCACAAGAAACUUCCGUCCUGAAAGUCUCAUCGGCGAAGGAGGAUUUGGUAAUGUGUAUAAGGGUUGGAUUGAUGAACAAACCUUUACUGCAGCAAAGCCAGGAAGUGGCAUGAUAGUUGCAGUAAAGAAGCUAAAACCCGAGAGUUUUCAGGGUCAUAAGGAAUGGCUGGCAGAGGUUAACUAUCUUGGUCAACUCCGUCAUCCGAAUUUGGUUAAGCUAAUCGGUUAUUGUUCGGAUGGUGAAAAUAGACUUCUUGUUUAUGAGUAUUUACUGAAAGGCAGUUUGGAGAAUCAUCUGUUUCGAAGAAGCACUCAACCACUCAACUGGGCAUUAAGGAUCAAGGUAGCUGUCGGGGCUGCUAGGGGACUCACAUUUUUACAUGAAUCUGAAUUUCAAAUCAUAUAUAGAGAUGUAAAGUCUUCAAACAUUCUUCUCGACUCGGAAUACAAUGUGAAGCUUUCAGACUUCGGCUUGGCAAAGGAAGGACCCACAGGAGGUAAAACUCAUAUCUCCACACAAAUCAUGGGCACUCAAGGAUAUGCAGCUCCAGAGUACAUUGCAACAGGUCGGCUUUCUGUAAAGGCUGAUGUCUAUAGCUAUGGUGUUGUACUAUUGGAGCUGUUAUCUGGCCGCCGAGCUGUUGAUAAUUCGCGGGGAGGGAUAGAGCAGAACCUGGUGGAAUGGGCAAGGCCAUUGUUAGCAGACAAGCGCAAGCAAAACCUAAUAAUGGAUUCCAGGUUAGAGGGUAGAUACCCGAAGAAAGAUGCCCAUGCGGUCGCAACUCUUGCAUCACAGUGCAUCUCAACUCAAGCAAAGUCUAGGCCGAAGAUGUCUGAGGUUUUGGCAACACUAGAGGCGUUACAAACAUAGCAUGAAAAUUCAAACAACUGCAGGCCAUAUUCAUUGAGACUCAACUAGUAACAACACAUUGAGUAUCAUGCGUUAAGAGGUUUUUUUAAUGAUUUUCUCAUUGAAUUUUGAUUUGCUUUCUUGUAGUUUUGCAUUUCUAUAGCACCUACUUUUGUGUAAAAGGAGCAGUAGUGCCUUACAAUAUGUUGUAACUUACAUUAUGCAUUGAUUCAAAACUAUCAUGAUGGUUUUCAAUGAAUUAGUGAUGUUGUGGUGUGCCUCA
Messenger RNA from Dioscorea cayenensis subsp. rotundata (Guinea yam), 1693 nucleotides. RefSeq names its product probable serine/threonine-protein kinase PBL3. The record is from RefSeq and is a predicted model, not a curated record. Bases 265 to 1431 code for a protein of 388 amino acids. Gene Ontology annotation, molecular function: protein kinase activity; ATP binding. Gene Ontology annotation, biological process: protein phosphorylation. NCBI's taxonomy places the organism in Eukaryota, Viridiplantae, Streptophyta, Magnoliopsida, Dioscoreales, Dioscoreaceae. The transcript has 6 exons.